UUGAGCGCAUAAACCACCUCUUAACUUUUCAGGAAGUGUGAACGUCUGUCUGCUUCUGCCCGUGUUGUGCUGUUAGCUAUUGGAAACGGAGAAUUAUCAAAAUAAUAUAAAUCUAAAGAACAGCGCGUGAGAGGUAACCUCUGAGAGACGACAUAAAAACAAAGUUUACUCGCCUGUGCAAUGGCGAGUGAAUGCUCCCCAAAUGUUUAUGGGGGUCCUCCUCCCCAGUCAGAUCUUAGACUACUGCUGCUUGGAAGAGUAGGAGCUGGGAAGAGUACAGUAGCCAAAACCAUCCUGGGUAGAGAGAACUUCCGGAGUGAAGGAGGCAUGUGUGUGAAGAAGCAGGGUGAGGUGGCUGGAAGGACCGUCACCGUGGUGGACACCCCGGGCUGGGACACUGUGAAAUACACGUCCACACAUAUCAAACAAGAAAUUAAGAAUAGUGUGACCCUAUGUCCUCCAGGACCCCAUGCUCUUCUUCUGGUGGUGCCCAUGGGUGACCCACUCUCCUCCGCAGAAAGAAAGGCGAUUCGGUAUCACAUGGAGCUAUUGUCAGUUAGGGCAUGGAAGUUUACCAUGGUCUUGUUUGUCAGUGAGGCUGAGGAGAAAUGCACAUCCAUUGAACAGAAUCAGAUGAUCGACAGAGCAAAAAGUAUUCUAUUGAAAUGUGGGGACAGACACCAUCUCCUUGAGUGUGGGAAUUCUCCUCCCCAGAUUUCUGAGCUCCUGAUAAAGAUAGACGCCAUGGUAGCAGAAAACUGUGAAGAAUUCUUAAUCCCCCAAGUAUACUAUGAACUGAUGGAGACCAUGCCAAGGGAAGUGACCGAGCUGAGAAGGAUGUAUGAAGACCGAGAGGACAGACUGAAACGGAAAUACAAAACAGAGUUGAAGGAAAAGGAAGAAGAGCUGAAGAAGUAUAGAGAAGAAGAGAAGCCUAAAGAAAGGUUGAUGAAGAGGACAAGUAGCAGUCAACUACUUCCCCCCAGUAUAAGCACAGAGAAGCAGGACGGGUCGGUAAUGGCUGACCAUCAGAAGGUGGACCUACAGGCCGUCAAGCAAGGAUACAGGGAAGAGGCCUUGUCUGUUGUGGGCCACUACGUCAAACCACUAAUAGUGAUUAUGACUGCUGUAGUGGGGGCACUCAUGGGAGCAGUUGCAGGUGCAGAACAUGGAACACUUGGCGCAUGUAUUGGGAUUCCUAUAGGCAUUAUUUUGGCUGUUCUUGUGAGUUAUGCUGUCCGUGGAGCCGCCACAGCAGCAAGGGAUAUUUCCAUCACAGUCAAAGCCGAGGAAAAUGAAAGCCAGAGGAGAGAAGAGCGAGCAGGCUUCUUCUUAGAUUCUCCAAAAUCUAAAAGAUUUGAUAAGGAUCAGUGACACACUUUUGAAUGUCAACACUUUUCUAUUGCUACAGUGUGCAGUGUAUGGACUAUGCUGGAUGGACUGUGCUGUAUGGACUCUCAUGGUUCACCUGACUUGACUGGCUGACCCCAGUGAAGAGACAGGACAGACUGCCCAGCAAACCGGGAACAUACCCAGAACAUAAGAAAGGGUUUUUAUACAAAACAUCAGGCGAAUGUUUUAUACAAACAUUGUAUAAUCACCAGCACAACUGGACUCUCUCAAAUCUCUCUCUUUGUCUGUGUAACUUAUGGUUGUUGUUGUUGAGAGGUUUUUAUUAUUGUGUGGGGGUGAAUGUCUGCACCCUUUGCGACCUGAUGGAUUGUGUUGAUCUGAGUCCUACUAUACUAUUAUCUGGUGUAGUCAUGUUGUCCAGUAGAUGUAUAUUUACUCUGACAGCUGCAGAAGAGAAGGAUGAUAGUAGACUUGACAACUUCGGAAGACAUGAAUCAUUUUCUUCUCAGCUUUUUAAAUGAUCACUGUUCAAGGAUUUCCCAGAGACACAUUUAACAUACAGUACAGAAGGCUUGAGCGCGAAUGCAUAUAUUUCAGUGAAUUAAAUAAACAAAUGUGAGAUGCCAUAUACUCUGUUGCAAUAAAAAAAAAGUAAUACAUUGUGAUACAAGGAUGAAUUCAAAACGGUUCUGUUUUCAUAUUGUACUUUAUUUCAUAACUGUAUCACCACAGAAUUUCCUCUGUUGACCCACAGUUUUCUCAUACUUGAUCACUCAAAAGUCUGCACUGAGUCGCUCACUAAACCAACCUUUUACAGCGCACCUCACCCUGGUACCCAGCUAACUAGGGGAUUUUUUGCACUGAACAUUCUAUUCUAUAUUUAAUUUAUCUUUAACAUGAUUUAUUGAGCUAUAAAUGUUUUUUUUUUAUUUCUGAUAUAAAAAACAAAAACACAAAUCCUAGUAUAGAAGCUUAUGUGUCUUUGUUUGAAUGUUUCCUCUAAAUUAAACGUUUUCAUAUUAUGAUUUGUUUAAAUUAACACAUUCGCUGAUGUUACAGACGUGUUUAAUAUGUUAUAUGUACACCCUCUAUUCGAAUACUUAUGAAAUGCACACUGUUAUAUUUGGUAACAGUUACUUCUUUUCCCAUCGACCCCCAACCCCAUUCGAUGCGUUGUGGGUGGAGCUAUGUCUACAUAAGGGUGUUAAUCAAUAAAAACUCACAAAAGCUCUGACGUAGGCCGCGAGGCCGUUAUGUAAAGCUUAUUAAAGAUUAGUGAUACAAGCAAGAGCAU
This is a messenger RNA of Oncorhynchus masou masou (cherry salmon), 2647 nucleotides long. RefSeq names its product GTPase IMAP family member 4-like. Gene Ontology annotation, molecular function: GTP binding. Bases 181 to 1374 code for a protein of 397 amino acids. The transcript is spliced from 4 exons. NCBI's taxonomy places the organism in Eukaryota, Metazoa, Chordata, Actinopteri, Salmoniformes, Salmonidae. The record is from RefSeq and is a predicted model, not a curated record.